Oncorhynchus kisutch (coho salmon) is the source of this 2597-nucleotide messenger RNA. Its product is annotated as mucin-5AC-like. Bases 164 to 862 code for a protein of 232 amino acids. The record is from RefSeq and is a predicted model, not a curated record. Lineage: Eukaryota; Metazoa; Chordata; Actinopteri; Salmoniformes; Salmonidae. The transcript has 4 exons.
UUACCUCAGUCAGUUGGAGAAGAAAAUUAGUUUGUCUGAGUUUGAGAUUAAGCUUGCCAGGGAGGUUAAGAAAUACCCCAAUCUUUACAGUUCAAGAGAUACAAUAAUUCAUUAUAAUGAUUGGAUUAUAGUAGCUCAUAUUCUCAGCAAAGGUAAAAGAGAAAUGGACUUCAGCUUUUGCAGGACAACGUGGAAAAAGUUGAGGAAAAACUAUGUCAGAGAGCAUAAUACAAAGAUCAAGAGCGACAAUUCAAGUGUUGGACUAAAAGAUCCGGAGAUAUUACAGGAGUUGAACUGGCUCUCCCCCUUCAUAAAACACAAAGCCCAACCGACCAACAUUCCAGGAGGAGAGGGUCUGGUAGCAAGAGGGCGAGGAGAGACUGGAGGCAGUCGUGAUGCGUCGUUGGACAGAUACCACAAUUUCACCACCUUGUCCACCCCUGCAGCAGACGGCACCUUUACCCCUCCUGUAACCACACACAUCAGACCCUUCAGACACAUGUCCACCCUAACACAGUCUGGGGACGGCCUCCCUUCAUCUAAACCAAGCUCCAGUUCUACCAGUGGACCAGUCCAACCAAGGAAGAGAACACAGGACAGAGUAGAUCAAGCCCCCAAGAAUGAUGAUAAAACCAGAGAGCAUGGGGUCAGUAGUAUGGGAGGUAGUGAUGAAGGUGACACCUUACUUCUUCUGCUAGCCGUUGCGAGAGGACAAGGAGAGACUGGAGGAAGUGGUGAGGCGUCGAUGGACAGAUUCCCCUGUCGUUUCACCCCCUUGUCCACCCCUGAAGCAGACAGCACCUUCACCUCUCCGACCCACAUCUACUCUGAAACAGUCUGGGGGCGGCCCCACUACACCUAAACCAAGCUCCAGCUCUACCAGUGGACCAGCCCAACCAAGGAAGAGGACACAGCACAGAGUAGAACAAGCCUCCAGCAAGAACCUUAAGACUGCUGAUAAUACCAGAGAGCAUGGGGUCAGUAGUAUGGGAGGUAGUGAUGAUGGUGAACCCUUACUUGUGACUUAAUUGUAUAUUCUUCCUACCUGUACUAGAGAGUUUCUUCCUGCUUAAAAUAGCAUGUUGAUGUCACAGAGAAUAGACCUAAUGUGGUUUACUUAAUCCUGUAACGGUCUGUGUGUGUGUCAAAUCAAAUUUAUUUGUCACAUAUACAUGGUUAGCAGAUGUUAAUGCGAGUGUAGCGAAAUGCUUGUGCUUCUAGUUCUGACCAUGCAGUAAUAUCUAACAAGUAAUCUAACCUAACAAUUUCACAACACCUACCUUAUACACACAAGUGUAAAGGAAUGAAUACAAAUAUGUACAUUAAAAUACAUGAAUGAGUGAUGCCCGAACGGCAUAGGCAAGAUGCAGUAGAUGGUAUAGAGUACAUUAUAUACAUAUGAGAUGAGUAAUGUAGGGUAUGAAAACAUUAUAUAAAGUGGCAUUGUUUAAAGUGGCUAGUGAUACAUUUAAUUACAUCAAGAUGGCCAGAUGCAGUAGAUGGUAUAGUGUGUGUGUGUGUACCCAUUAAUGCAAACACUUGGUUUCUAUUAUGUCACCAAGAGUCUGGUAGCGAGAGGACAAGCAGAGACUGGAGGCAGUGGUGAGGUGUCGAUAGACAGAGACCUCUGUCAUUUCAACCCAUUGUUCACCCCUGCAGCAGGCAGCACCGUUACCCCUUCUGUAACCACACACAUCAGACCCACAUCUACUCUGAAACAGUCUGGGGGCGGCCCCACUACGCCUAAACCAAGCUCCAGCUCUACCAGUGGACCAGCCCAACCAAGGAAGAGGACACAGCACAGAGUAGAACAAGCCCCCAGCAAGAACCUUAAGACUGCUGAUAAUACCAGAGAGCAUGGGGUCAGUAGUAUGGGAGGUAGUGAUGAUGGUGACGCUUUACUUAGCCAUAUUAUAAUUUCAACGUGAAAUGCCGCCUGAACUGAAGUCCCAAGCUAAAUCAGAUAUGCUGAAACUGCUUUCUGCAAUGCAUGAAAAGUUGUCACAGCAUCAGAGUAGUACCAAUGUUAAUCACUGAUUAUGUUUUUCAACAGUGAACUUCCAUCAUUUAUACAUUAGAAUUCACAUCAGUAUACAUUUUAAAUAGUAGGAAAAUAUGUUCUGAAUGCUACUUGUGCAGAUAUUGCAUUAACUAGAUACUAAAGGACAAAGGCUACAUUGACACAGGCAGCCCAAUUCUUAUCUUUUGCCAAUACAUGGGCAAAGUAUCAGAAUUAGGCUGUUUGUGUAAACGUAGCCUAAGAAUCCUAGUGUACAGAUUGAAUACUUUUUUCAUAUUCAUUUCAGUUCAAUUUGAUUUUAAUUUGGCAAUCAUAUCCCCAAACAUGUGUUCUUAUAUGACCGAACAGUGUUAUAACCGAGGUCUACUGCGCACCACAAGAUUGUGUUUUCCCUGUGAGCUAAAGCUUAGGCAUUAGUUCAGGGAGCCUCAUUGGCUAGUAGUUACACUACAUGUUCAAUUGUAGAAGAUGUUGCACCGUCUACAUCUAUAAAUAAUAAAGCUUGCCAACAUUCUUUCCUGUCAUGCCUGCUAAUAUGAAAAGCUACAGUUUUCCAAAAUAAAAAAUGUCAAAACAA